AUGAACCGUCUUCCUAGUCGUACCACUGGUGGUGUUGCACCUCUUCAACUUUGGACUGGUAAACCUCCUAGUUAUCACCAUAUGAAAGUAUUUGGUUGUCAAGCUACAGUUGUUCUUCCUGGUGCUAAAAGAGAAUCUAAGUUAAGUUCAAAUACUGAAGCUGGUGUUUUGUUGGGUAUUCUUUGGAUCGUACAGCUUAUCGAGUUCUUCUUGAUUCAAGCAUUGUUGAAGCCAGGAGUUGUUGGUUCUGGUUCAGGGUCCAUGUCAGGACCUUGUUUUGAUUCUAAGGGGACUGGUUUAGGAUCUAAUGUUAGGGUUAAUUCUAUUGCUAGUUCUGAUUUAAGUUCUGGUUCUAGUUUUGGGUCUCAUAGAUCUUUACCAGCAUCCUCAUCUGGUUCUGGUUCUGGUUCUGGUUCUGGUUCUGGUUCUAUUCCUCGUUCUGUUCGUCGCAUUUUGUCUACACCUUCUGCUCCUCUUGAGUCUCCUACUCUUCCUUCUAUUGCUUCAGUUCCAUCUCUUCCUAGUUCUCCUAUUCUUCCACCUUCAGAUCAUGAUGUCUCUAUCUCUCCUGACUCUACUGGUGUUAGUGUUGUCACUAAGGAUGAUACUCAAGCUGUUUUGCCUAAAUCUCGAUCUCGUGUUGUUGCUGUUCGUUUACCUUCUAUAACUCCUGCCAAACGCCCGAGUUCUGAUGACAUUGUUUCACCUCCUUCUAAACACCUUUAUCCUAGUAGUUUUGAAGAAGCUAUGUCUAGUGAAGAAGCUGAGUUUUGGCUUGAAGCCUGUGUUAUUGAAAUGUCGUCUCUUAAACGCAAUGGUACUUGGGAAUUGGUUGAUCUCCCACCUGGUCGCAAGGCUAUCAAUAGCAAAUGGGUGUUUAAAGUUAAGCGCAAAGCUGACGGUUCAAUUGAACGUUACAAAGCUCGUCUGUGUGUAUUGGAUUUUCGCAAGUUGAAGUUUGGGUUCCAGGUUCAUCAUAUGGAUGUCGAGACUGCAUUUCUUAAUGGUGAUCUCAAAGAAGAUAUUUAUAUGAGACAACCUAAAGGCUUUGUUGUCAAAGGUCAGGAAUCUAAAGUGUGUCAUUUGAAGAAGUCUUUGUAUGGUUUAAAGCAAGCUCCUUUGUGUUGGAAUGAGAAGAUUCAUGGUGCUCUUGUCAAACUUGGGUUUAUUCGUAAUGAAAGUGACUACGGGUGUAUACCAAAGGAUCUGGGUCUACCAUGGCAUUAUUGCACUAUGAAAGACUUGGGCCCAGUCGAGCAGUUCCUUGGCAUGAGAGUUAAGCAGUCACCUUACCAUAUUACUGUGGAUGUUUCGCGUACUGCUGAACUUGGUCUUGAAUAUCGAGCUCAGAAAGUCUACAAGCUUGUUGGUUAUAGUGAUGCCGACUAUGCACAGGACAAGCAGGACCGUAAGUCAUUUACUGGGUAUGUUUUCAUUCUGUCUGGUGGUCCCAUUACUUGGGCUUGUCGAAAGCAAGUUAGUCCUGCAUCGUCCAGCGUCGAGUCUGAGUACAUGUCAUUGUCUGAUGCGUCUAAGGAAUGCUUCUGGAUUAAUCAGUUGUUGUCCCUUUGCAAGAUUCCUGUUCCGUUGCCAGUGACUAUGUUUGAGGACAAUCAGGGAUGUAUUGCUUUGGCUCAGAACCCAGUGUUUCAUCGUCGCACCAAGCAUAUUGAUGUUCGGUAUCAUGUUGUGCGUCACUAUAUUCGCAGUGGAGUGAUUCAUCUGGAGUAUCUUGAUACUCAAGUGAUGUUGGCAGAUAUGUUUACUAAGAAUCUUGGUCGUGUGAAGUUUGAGACAUUGAGGGGACUACUUGGUUAUAGUCAGCUUAACCCGCCGAUGUCAUCCUUAAAAUUCUAUGCUGGAAAUUCCUUCAACGCUUUAGCUAAUGGUCCCAUGCAGCGCUCACAGUUGAGCACGCUUUGA
Messenger RNA from Magnusiomyces paraingens, 1923 nucleotides. RefSeq lists its product as uncharacterized. Bases 1 to 1923 code for a protein of 640 amino acids. Gene Ontology annotation, molecular function: oxidoreductase activity, acting on paired donors, with incorporation or reduction of molecular oxygen, reduced ascorbate as one donor, and incorporation of one atom of oxygen. The transcript has 11 exons. The record is from RefSeq and is a predicted model, not a curated record. Lineage: Eukaryota; Fungi; Ascomycota; Dipodascomycetes; Dipodascales; Dipodascaceae.